Lathyrus oleraceus (garden pea) is the source of this 749-nucleotide messenger RNA. Its product is annotated as prefoldin subunit 1. Gene Ontology annotation, biological process: protein folding. Gene Ontology annotation, cellular component: prefoldin complex; cytoplasm. The record is from RefSeq and is a predicted model, not a curated record. Gene Ontology annotation, molecular function: protein folding chaperone. The coding region runs from base 143 to 529 and encodes 128 amino acids. NCBI's taxonomy places the organism in Eukaryota, Viridiplantae, Streptophyta, Magnoliopsida, Fabales, Fabaceae. The transcript has 6 exons.
UAAAACGUUGCGUUUAAACUUUAAACAUUAUUAGUCUUUUUCUUUUCCUUCUUCUUGAUUCGGUCACGUUAGGGUUUUAACAGUUGAAUUGAAAUCUGCACUUCGUUUUCCGAUCGAAGAAUAAUCGAUUCCGUUGAUUGAUAUGGCAGACGAAUCCAUCAAAUCCGCUUUCCUUGAAAUUCAAGGUCGCAUGAUAGAAACUACAAGGAAAUUGAAGCAGGUGCAAAACCAGAUACGUUCCAAAGAAACAGAUAAAAAGCGUUCUUUUUUGACAAUGGAGGAGCUGAAGCAGGUUCCCGAUGAUACUAAUGUUUACAAAUCCAUUGGAAAAACGUUUGUAUUGGAGACGAAGGCGACAUUAAUGAAUGAACAGGAGAACAAGUUCAAGGAAAGUGAAACUUCAAUUACCGCAUUACAUAGCUCAAAGGAAUACUUGGAGAAGCAGAUUGCAGAAGUGGAAAACAAUUUGAGGGAGCUGUUACAACAAGAUCCCGGUCUUGCUCGUCAAAUCAUGUCAAUGAAUGUGUAAUGUAAAAUUUUCAUUAGUUGAUAUUGAUCGGCAUUGGCGGAUUUUCUAGUGAACUUGAGUGAAUAGAAAAUUUUAGGAAAUGUGAGAAACUGAGGAUAUCUACUGCCUACUUGGUGCCUUCAUGGAUGAUGCUUUUCAAUCCUUCUGGAAAUGUUGUCUCUGUAGCGGUAGUUGUAACUUAUCUAAAUUCAUAGAAUAAUAUAUUGUCUUGUUUUAUUUA